AUGGCAGCCCUGGCGGCCGGUGUAUCCGAGAAGCGGGCAGUGGCACAAGGUCUCGGCUCCAGUCAGAAAGCUGUGAAGUACUUGGGCCAGGACUUCGAGACCUUGAGGCAACAGUGCUUGGACUCAGAGGUCCUGUUUAAGGACCCAGAGUUCCCAGCGUGUCCAUCAGCCUUGGGGUAUAGGGACCUUGGACCACAUUCCCCGCAAACUCAAGGCAUCGUCUGGAAACGGCCCACGGAGCUGUGCAAGGACCCCAGGUUCGUGGUGGGGAGUAUAACUCGGAAAAAGACUGGAGCAGUGGGUGACUGCUGGCUUCUGGCAGCCAUUGCCUCCCUCACGUUGAAUGAAGAGCUGCUCUCCUGAGUGGUUCCCAAGGACCAGAGCUUCCAGAAGAGCUACGCAGGGAUCUUCCACUUUCAGUUCUGGCAGUACGGCGAGUGGGUGGAUGUGGUGGUAGACGACAGACUGCCCACCAGUGAUGGACAGCUGCUCUUCCUGCAUUCCGAAGACGGCACUGAAUUCUGGAGCGCCCUGCUGGAGAAGGCCUACGCCAAGCUCAAUGGUUCUUAUGAAGCUCUUAUUGGAGGGUCCACGAUGGAAGGGUUUGAGGAUUUCAUGGGCGGCAUCUCUGAGUUUUACGACCUGAAGAAGCUACCAACCACUCUGUAUCAGAUUGUCUGGAAGGCCCUCCGCGCGGGGUCCCUGCUGGGCUGCUCCAUCGAUGUCUCCAGGGCAGCUGAAACGGAAGCCGUCACCAGCCAGAAGCUGGUUGAGAGCCACGUGUGCUCCAUCACAGGGGCUGAAGAGGUGGAUUUCCAUGGCCAUCCAGAGAAGCUGAUCCGACUCAGGAAUCCGUGGGGCAGAGUGGAGUGGAAGGGAGCCUGGAGUAAUGAUGCACCAGAGUGGAACUACAUAAACCCCAGGCUGAAGGAAGAGCUGGACAAGGAAGCUGAGGAUGGGGAGUUUUGGAUGUCCUUCUCGGAUUUCUUGAGGCAGUUCUCUCGGCUGGAGAUCUGCAACCUGUCCCUGGACUCGCUGACCAGCAAAGAGGUGCACAAGUGGAACCUGGCCCUAUUCAACGGCCGCUGGGUGCGGGGCUCCACCGCCGGGGGCUGCCAGAACUACCCAGCCACCUACUGGACCAAUCCCCAGUUCAAAAUCCGUUUGGAAGAGGUGGAAGACAGCCACGAGGAGAACGCUGGUGAGCCCUGCUGUGCGGUGCUGCUGGGUCUGAUGCAGAAAAAUCGCAGACGACAGAAGAGGAUAGGACAGGGCAUGCUGAGCAUCGGCUAUGCCGUCUACCAGGUUCCCAAAGAGCUGGAGAACCACACCGAUGUGCACCUGGGCCAGGACUUCUUCCGGGGCCACCAGCCCUCAGCGCGCUCUAACAUCUGUGUCAACCUGCGUGAGGUCUCCGGCCGGGCCUGGCUGCCCCCGGGGGAGUACCUGGUGGUGCCAUCCACCUUCGAGCCCUUCAAGGACGGCGAGUUCUGCUUGAGGGUGUUCUCAGAGAAGAAGCUCACAGCCCUGUGCCUGGACCCACAGAUAGAGCAGUCACUGAGCGCCCAAGAUGAGGUGGAGCAAGAAGAUGGCCAGUUCAAGAGCCUAUUUGAGAAGCUGGCAGGGCAGGACUCGGAGAUCAAUGCCAGUGAGCUCAAGGCGGUUCUGAAUGGGGUGUUUUCCAAACGAACAGACAUAAAAUUUGACGGAUUCGACAUCAACACUUGCAGGGAAAUGACCAGCCUGUUGGAUAGCAAUGAGACAGGCACCCUGGGAUUCGUGGAGUUCAAGAUGCUCUGGCUGAAGAUUCAGAAGUAUCAGGAGAUUUACCAGGAAACUGACUAUAACCACACUGGGACCAUCCAUGCCCACGAGAUGAGGACCGCUCUCAUGAAGGCAGGUUUCACCCUCAACAACCAGGUGCAGCAGACCAUCGCCACGCGGUAUGCAAGCAGCAAACUCAGCAUCGACUUUGAAGGCUUCGUUGCUUGCAUGAUCCGCCUGGAGAGCCUCUUCAAAAUAUUCAAACUUCUAGACAAGGACCAGAACGGCACCAUUCAGCUCUCUCUGGCUGAGUGGCUGUGCUGCCUGUUGGUCUGA
Molecule: messenger RNA, 2100 nt
Organism: Trichechus manatus latirostris (Florida manatee)
Lineage: Eukaryota; Metazoa; Chordata; Mammalia; Sirenia; Trichechidae
Product: calpain-8
Exons: 23
Biological process (GO): proteolysis
Cellular component (GO): cytoplasm
Molecular function (GO): calcium ion binding; calcium-dependent cysteine-type endopeptidase activity
Source: RefSeq, a predicted model, not a curated record